AAUAAUUACGAUGACAGCCCGAUGACAAGGCAUACAAGCUUGUAGCAGGGUAAUUGUGUACAGGCUCGUAGCAUCGCUGCGUGCACUGCUGACGCCUCGUCCUCAUCGGCCACGCAUGCGCAGAGCCGCCAGCCAACUCGUGAGAAGAGCCAUGUCGACGAAACGCAUCGGCGUCCUCGUCAAGGACAACCACGCGGCCUGGCCGCCGCGACUGAAGGACUGCGACGCCGAACUGAUCAACGCUGCGACAUCAGAAGAACUGCAAGCCAAGGCAUCAUCCAUAGAUGCGCUGGUCUGGGUGCCCGGCGUCGCUGCCGCAGAAGUCACACAAGCGUUCGAGACGCUCAAGCCGCAGUGGGUCCACUCCUUCCCCGCCGGCGUCGACGGCUUGAGUGGGUUUCUCUCGUCAGAUGCGUUGCAAGCUAGACAGGUACCAGUAACCAACGGCAAGGGCGCCUUCUCGUCUUCCUUAGCGGAGUACGUCAUCGCGGCAAUAAUGCAUUUCACGAAACGAGUGCCCCGCUGUUUGGCAAAUCAAAAGGAGAAAAAGUGGGACCCCUUCGUGAUGGACGUCGUCGCGGGGAAAACCGUGGGGUUUGUCGGGUACGGACACAUCGCACAACAGACCGCGGUUUUAUGCAAAGCGCUGGGCAUGCGCGUCAUCGCCUGCCGCCGGUCGAGUGGUGGGGAGGACGUCGUCGUGCCGUCGCAAACGUAUUCACCGAAUGAGCGCUUGAAAUUAUUCGCUGAAGCUGACUACGUCGUGUGCUCGCUGCCGGGCACGGCGGCGACCCAGGACUUCUGCGGUGCUCAGGAGUUCGGCGCCAUGAAAAGUACAGGGGUUUUCGUGUCAUUGGGACGGGGCGCCGCCGUCGACGAGGACGCUCUCGUUGAUGUGUUGCAGAAGGGUCAGAUACGGGGCGCCGCUUUGGAUGUGUUCAAGGAGGAGCCCCUGCCGUCUUCGUCGCCGCUCUGGGCCCUGGGCGACCGCAUCUGGAUCACGGCGCACAACGCGGACUUGACCGAGGACUACUUCGACCUCGGCUGGGCCGUCUUCGCGGACAACUACCGGAGCUUUGCCAGUGGUGAACCACUCAAGACCCCCAUCGAGGUAAGUAGGGGCUACUAA
Pelagomonas calceolata is the source of this 1129-nucleotide messenger RNA. Lineage: Eukaryota; Pelagophyceae; Pelagomonadales; Pelagomonadaceae. The record is from the annotation of a GenBank genome assembly.